Molecule: messenger RNA, 417 nt
Organism: Fraxinus pennsylvanica
Lineage: Eukaryota; Viridiplantae; Streptophyta; Magnoliopsida; Lamiales; Oleaceae
Source: the annotation of a GenBank genome assembly
AUGAGCAACUGUAUUCCUUCACUUGAGGCUUCUUUCCUGCUGUUUAUCAUGUUUGACAUGUGUGUCUAUCAGUGCCCUAGUGAGUUGCGCCGAUCUUUGGAGGCUAAAGAGAAGGAACUAGCAGAGUUAAAUAGAAUAUCUGCUGAACAAAAGCUUGGCAUCAAAGACCUUAAUGAAACACUUGGUGCAUCUGUCCAGUCCGGUGUUGAGGCUAAUGAAAUAAUUAAUAGGGCGAGUGAGAAUAUCCUUUUGUUAAAGGAGAUAAAAGAUGGAAUGGGAAGUACCUCAAAAAGAGGGGUUGAGGGAAAGCGUUGGCUCAACAGGAACAUGUCUCAUAUAGCUCCUGAUGUAGCCCUGUCUAAGCCAAUUCAGCAAGGGAAUUGGGCAAAUUUACCACCAGAAUUGCUUUUGGACUAA